AUGGCGGACCGGGCGAUGGUGAAGACCAACAGCCGGCACCCAGCGCUCCGGGAGCUGGACCCCAAGACUGCCUUCUUGUACACGCCGCACACCGUGACGUGCCUGGUGCUGGGGAUUGGCCUGAUCGUGUACACGAGCGGGGUCUUCGAUGUUCCAGUGCCACCCGAGGACGAGGGGGCGCGGCGGGAGUUCUCGACCGCGAAUGCGAAGCGAGGGAUAUGGGCUGUGAUGUUUGUGUUUAUGGGUUACUCCGUUCUACAGAGCCCCAGCACUACAAUGAUCAGACCACACCCCUCCUUUUGGCGGCUUGCUAACGCAGUGUCUGUGAUGUAUCUUAUGUUUAUGGUUUGGCUGCUUUUCCAGGAUGUCGGUGACGCAAGACUGUUUAUGAAGCACCUGUCAGGAGAGCUUAGAGUGGAGGAGCCUGAGCGUCCCUAUGGUGGAAAUUGCCAACUGUGGAUUGAAGGGCAGGGCAUAAACUGGGGUGCAAUUCGUGAGACGGUGCUUGAUGAGUUUGUUGUGGCCCAUAUCUUGGGAUGGUGGGCGAAGGCUGUGAUGAUAAGAAACCACUCCCUCCUUUGGGUGUUGUCCAUUGGGUUUGAGCUGUUGGAAUUGACCUUUCAGCAUAUGUUGCCAAACUUCAACGAGUGCUGGUGGGACAGCUGGAUCUUGGAUGUUGCAACAUGCAACCUGUUGGGCAUUGCUAUGGGUAUGUGGACUGUGCGUUAUUUUGACAGUGCAUACAGCACAUACAACUGGAGAGGGAUCAGCGAGCAGCCAACACUAGUCGCUAAGGCAAAGAGGUCAUUUCUGCAGUUCCUUCCACACUCCUGGGACAAUUUUGAUUGGGGAAUGUACUCAGGUCCGGCACGGUGCAUCGCAGUUUUCACCAUGGUGGCUGUCUUCCUUGCCAUCGAGGUACAAGCAUUCUUCCUCAAGUACAUCCUGUGGGUCCCUCCAAGAAACUUGUUGAACACAUACCGCCUUCUCAUAUGGUUUAUGGUGGGGCUUCCUGCCGUCCGUGAGUACUACGAAUUUCUUGAGGGCAAGGCUCCUGAAGGGACCAUCUUUAACAAACUUGGAGCCUUCGCAUGGCUCGCCGCUGCGACAAGCCUCGUGGAGGCGUUGGUGUGCAUCAAGUUUGGGAAGGGCCUCUUCACAGCUCCAUGGCCACCAGGCGUCAUCAUCUUCUGGUCAAGUUCUGCACUGGCGUUUUCCUUAACCAUGGCCGUUUGGAGUAUCCGCUUGCGGUUGCGAACUGACAAGCGAAAGAAAUCAGACUGA
Molecule: messenger RNA, 1284 nt
Organism: Ostreobium quekettii
Lineage: Eukaryota; Viridiplantae; Chlorophyta; Ulvophyceae; Bryopsidales; Ostreobiaceae
Source: the annotation of a GenBank genome assembly